This is a messenger RNA of Candidozyma auris, 2160 nucleotides long. It is a transcript of the gene SUP35, whose product is annotated as translation termination factor GTPase eRF3. The record is from RefSeq and is a predicted model, not a curated record. Lineage: Eukaryota; Fungi; Ascomycota; Pichiomycetes; Serinales; Metschnikowiaceae. Gene Ontology annotation, cellular component: translation release factor complex. Bases 1 to 2160 code for a protein of 719 amino acids. Gene Ontology annotation, biological process: nuclear-transcribed mRNA catabolic process, deadenylation-dependent decay; translation; translational termination. Gene Ontology annotation, molecular function: GTP binding; translation release factor activity; GTPase activity. The transcript has a single exon.
AUGUCGGACCAGUAUAACCAGGACAAAUUGAGCCAGGAUUUCAGUAAACAGAACUUGGAAGAUAAUAGCCAACAAUACCAGGGUUUCAACCCCAACACCCUGACCUUCGUUCCUCAAGGCGGCUACGCUCAAUACCAGCAGGGCGCCCAAGGCCAGUACAACCAGUACAACCAGUACCAGAACUACGGCAACAGUGGGCGUGGAGGAUACUCUGGCGGAUACGGUAGAGGCGGCUACAACAACUACAACCAAGGUGGCUACCAGCAAGGUUACAACCAGUAUCAGCAGGGAGGGUACCAGCAGGGAGGGUACCAGCAGGGAGGGUACCAGCAGGGAGGGUACCAGCAGGGAGGGUACCAACAGGGAGGUUACAAUAACUACGGAGGCUACAACUCUAACUACGGCCAGUACCAAGGAUAUGGAGAGCCUCAGCAGCCUCCUCAGCAGCAAGGCAUGUCAUUGGCUGAUUUUCAGAAAAAGCAGCAGGCUUCUGCUCCAGCUGCCGCGAAGCCCAAGAGGACAUUAAAAUUGGCUACCAGCUCGUCGGUGAAGUUGGUCAACAACACCAAGGCUGCUGCCGUCCAGGAGGAAAAAAAGGAAGAGCCCAAAGAGGAAAAGAAGGAGGAGAAGAAGCCAGAGGCUGCCAAGGACGAACCAAAGGAACAGAAGAAGGAGUCCACCCCGGCUCCUGCAGCAUCCUCUCCUAGUGUUGGUGGUAAUGCUGGGUCUUCCAAGUCUUCUGCUGCACCCUCUGCAAAUGCCUCUAAAACUGCCAGCAAGACUGCCACUCCUGCUACCCCAGUGCCUUCUGCAGAUGCUGUUGCUAGACAACAGGAGGAUGAGGUUGACGAGGAAGUUAUCAAGGAUAUGUUUGGCGGCAAAGACCAUCUUUCUAUCAUUUUUAUGGGACAUGUCGAUGCCGGUAAGAGUACCAUGGGUGGUAACAUCUUGUACUUGACUGGUGCUGUGGACAAGAGAACCGUUGACAAAUACGAGAAAGAGGCUAAGGAUGCUGGUAGACAGGGCUGGUACCUUUCUUGGGUUAUGGACACCAAUAAGGAAGAAAGAUCUGACGGUAAGACAAUUGAGGUUGGUAAGGCAUACUUCGAGACUGAAAAGAGAAGGUAUACCAUCUUGGAUGCCCCAGGACACAAGAUGUACGUUUCCGAGAUGAUUGGUGGUGCUUCACAGGCCGAUGUCGGUAUUCUCGUUAUUUCUGCCAGAAAGGGUGAGUACGAGACCGGUUUCGAAAAGGGCGGUCAGACCAGAGAACACGCUCUUUUGGCUAAGACUCAGGGUGUGAACAAGAUCGUCGUCGUGGUCAACAAGAUGGACGACCCCACCGUGGGCUGGGCUGAAGACAGAUACAAGAAUUGUACCACCAAGGUGGCUCAGUUCCUCAAGGGUAUCGGCUACCAGAAAGAUGACAUCCUUUUCAUGCCAGUUUCUGGUUACACAGGGGCUGGUCUUAAGGACAGAGUCGAUCCUAAAGAGUGCCCGUGGUACAGUGGUCCAUCUCUUUUGGAAUUCUUGGACAACAUGAAGACAGUCAAUCGUUUUGUGAAUGCUCCAUUCAUGUUGCCAGUAGCAGCCAAGAUGAAGGAUAUGGGUUGUGUUGUUGAAGGUAAGGUUGAGUCUGGUCAUGUCAAGAAGAACUCCACCUUGUUAAUGAUGCCUAACAGGACAAGCGUCGAAGUCUCGAACAUCUACAACGAGACCGAACAAGAAGUCGAAACUGCCAUGUGUGGUGAGCAGAUUCGUAUGAAGAUCAAGGGUGUCGAGGAGGAGGAUAUUGCUCCGGGUUACGUGUUGACAUCUCCAAAGAAUCCUGUGAAAACUGUCACCAAGUUUGAAGCCCAAAUUGCCAUAGUCGAGUUGAAGUCGAUUUUGUCUAACGGUUUCUCUUGUGUGAUGCACUUGCAUACUGCGGUCGAAGAGGUUCGUUUUGUCGAAUUGAAGCACAAGUUGGAGAAGGGCACGAAUAGAAAGUCCAAGAAGCCUCCAGCCUUCGCCAAGAAGGGUAUGAAGAUCAUCGCUAUCUUAGAAACCCCAGAGCCAGUGUGUGCCGAAACCUACAAUGACUACCAGCAGUUGGGUAGAUUCACAUUGAGAGACCAGGGUGUGACUAUCGCUAUUGGUAAGAUCACCAAGUUGUUGUAA